Molecule: messenger RNA, 3654 nt
Organism: Drosophila kikkawai
Lineage: Eukaryota; Metazoa; Arthropoda; Insecta; Diptera; Drosophilidae
Source: RefSeq, a predicted model, not a curated record
AUGUCUCCAUCCCGCAGCCGGUCGUGCACGCCUAUCCUGGCGCGCACAAGUGUUAGCAUCCUCCCGACCGCGUCCGUGCUAAUCGGAUCCGACCAAAAGCGGUUUGAUGUCCGAGCCUUGGUGGAUCCGUGCUGCCCUGUGAGUCGCAUCCACAUCUCCCUGGUUAAAGCCCUUAAUCUGGCCAUCACGGGCAUUGGCGACCAACGGGUGUGCGCCACCGAGAUGCGCUCCAAGGCCUCCAAGAUGAGCAAGCAGCUUCUGAUGCUGGUGGACGAGCAAUCGCUGGACCCGAAGGUGCAGGACAUGUUUCAGAAUGUCACAUUGGCGGAUGACCGGUGGUUCCACCCAUCGUUAGUGUCGGUUGUGCUGGGAGCGGACGUUUACGCUGACCUGAUGCUGCCGGGUAUCCUCCCGGGUCAGGACGGCUUGCCGAUGGCACAAAAAUACGACGCUGGGAUGGAUCCAUUCCGGACGAUGCUCCCUCUCCGGCCCCAACAAGAGUUUAACAUGGAAAACGGCGACGGUGAGGAACCAAAACCCCGUCUGACCGUUUCUACAGCGGAGGCGUCUUCCAGAGGCAGGGCAACGAGUGAAUCCUCUGUGCCUUCCGAAAGCGAAAAUCCCUCUCGAAGCAAAAGCCCAUUAGCAACCACCACUCCACGUAAAUCUACGAGCACGUCGCUCGAAGUUCUACCGACUGCACCAUCCACAAAGGCCGCGAAAUCAGUCGUGUCUUCCCAGGUCACUAGAGCAACUGAAAGAAGGGCUCAAGCUGAGGGAGACAAGGCUUUGGUGAAAUUCACGACCAUAACCGAUAGGAUGGGUCAGUUCGAAGCCAGAUUCAACACCCCGACUGACCAAGGUCCGUCCAUCCACACGAGUAGGGUUCGACUCGAGCAGAUCAGGGCUCUCUGGGACAAGGUGGAAAGGGAGUACGAGACGUGCUCCGAAGUGCUGGCCAGUCAAAACUGCAAAGACACAAUAACAGUCAUGCAAUCCAAGUAUGACUACUGUUAUACCGUUUACGAGCGGUGCGCAGCAAACCUCAAUGAGAUCAUUGAAAAUUCACGCGCGCCACAGUCUGUUCAGUCCUCCAAUCUGACGCCGUCUCAGGGCGGAUGUCGCCUACCUCCAGUCGAGUGCGAAGUUUUCAAUGGUGACUAUGUUCAAUGGCCCACAUUUCGGGACCUUUUCUCCGCCAUCUAUGUACGCAAUCCUCGGCUUUCAGAAGUCGAAAAACUGUUCCAUCUCAAUGCAAAGACGAGCGGCGAGGCCAAAUCCAUUGUGGCCUUAUCUCCGUUGACCAAUGAUGGUUUCGAGUCAGCGUGGAGAAACUUGCAGAAUCGGUUCGAGAACAAGAGGCUGCUGGUCAAUAGCCAAUUAAAGAUUUUGUUUAAUUUGCCUUCUGUUGCCCAGGAAUGCGGAAAAUCCUUGAAGCAUUUAGAGAGCACAAUCCAAGGUUGUUUAACGGCCCUGCAAUUAGCAAGAGUCGAGACCACGAAUUGGGAUUGCCUGAUUGUUUUCCUGUGCUCGUCCAAGUUGCCAAAACUAACUUUGGCUCUUUGGGAACAGUCCCUGCUAAGUAAGUCAGAGAUUCCACUCUGGACUGAAUUCCAGGCUUUCUUAAAAGAUCGUCAUCGAACGCUUGAGGCGAUUGAGGAGUUCAAGCCAAACGCGAGCGUUCAAUCCAGGGCACUGAGGGCUGACAAUAGCUCGCGGUCGAUCCAGACCUUCGAAAACAGAGUUACGGUAAACCCGCAAUCCUGCAAACUCUGCGCACAGGAGAACCAUCCAGUCCGAUUAUGUCCUCUAUUCUUACGCAUGUCAGUCGCAGAUCGAGAGAAACAUGUAAAACAGCAGAAGUUGUGCUUAAACUGUUUCGCAAGAACGCAUCUGCUCCGGGAUUGCAACAGUACGCAUAAUUGCUACACCUGCAAUGGACGUCACAAUUCUCUCCUGCAUCGAAGCACCCCUCUGCCAGUCCAUUCAGUGGUUAUGCCUGACCAACAGUGCCAUCCAUCCACAGCAACCCAGCAACAGAUACAGUCCACUCCAUCGACGAGUCAAGCGAAUGUGCAAACGUUUCUUGCCGUUAACACGCAAGGGGUCCUACUGAGUACGGCAUUGAUAGAAGUUUGCCAUUUGGGCAUAAAAUACUCAGCACGGGCACUCAUUGACUCAGGUUCCGAGGCAACCUUCAUCUCAGAACGGUUGUUCAACCUAAUUAAGUUGCCGUAUGAGUCCAUUCAGGCCCAAGUUUCGGGGGUCAACCUUUCCGUUGCCGCUCAGCCUCGUAAGAGGUGUCAACUCAUCAUAGGUUCUUCCGUCAAGCCCCAUAUCCAGAUUGAAACUUGUGCAUACGUGUUACCCCAGUUAGCUGGUAAUCUCCCAUCCUACACUCUACCAGAGGCCUCAUUAAAGGAUCUUCCACCGUUGCAACUAGCAGAUCCAAAUUUCUUCCGAAGCUCGCAGAUUGACGUGCUUAUUGGUGCCGAUAUCCUGCCAUCGAUCCUCCUAAGCGGCUCCCAUUCCAAUAUUUGUGGAACACUCCUGGGUCAAGAGACCAUAUUCGGGUGGAUUCUUUGCGGUCCGAUUGCAGCGAGUCCCACAAGCAGAAUCUGCUCCUUUUCAGCCCGAUUAGCAGUCAAGGAAUCCAAACUAGACAGCAUCCUCACAAAAUUUUGGGAGGUGGAGGAUGUUCCAGUGAAGCUGGUUAAGGAAUCCACCUCGGUUUGCGAGGAGAACUUUAUCCGAUCCACCAAAAGAAGUGAGGAGGGAAGAUAUGUUGUUUCGUUGCCCUUUAAAGAGCCGGACAAUAUUAAGCUUGGACAUUCCAGACCCAUCGCACUAGCUCAGUACCUCCGAAACGAAGUGCGAUUAAGUAAAGAUCUUCCAUUGAAGGAGCAGUAUGACUCAGUCAUUCGAGAGUACUUAGACUUAGGUCAUAUGCACCAAGUCUCCCCUGACGACUCUAGCAGUUUUUAUCUGCCUCAUCACGCUGUCUUCAAACCAGAUAGCACCACGACGAAGGUUCGCGUCGUGUUCAAUGCUUCCAAUCCCUCAUCAAACGGGAACAGCCUCAAUGAUAUCCUUCAUGCGGGGCCUGUACUACAGUCCGAUCUGACUAUUCAGAUUCUAAAAUGGCGUUUCUUUAAGUAUGUUUUUAAUGCGGACAUAACAAAGAUGUAUCGGCAAAUCCGGGUCAAUCCUGAUCACACGCGCUUUCAGAGAAUCUUAUUCCGCAACAAAUACGGUGAGCUCUGUGACUAUGAACUCGACACAGUCACCUUCGGCGUAAAUUGUGCGCCCUUCCUGGCCAUCAGAGUGCUUCAGCAGUUGGCUCAGGACAUCCGAGGCCAAUAUCCUUUGGCCAGCGACAUCAUUUCGAACUUCAUGUACGUGGACGAUGUGCUCGCAGGGGCUCACACUCGGCAGUCGGCAGCUUUAGCCAUUAAAGAGCUUCGGCUGGCUCUCGAGAGUGCCGGUUUUCCACUGCGCAAGUGGACCUCAAACGAAAGGAGACUUCUACAAGCGAUUCCGAGGGAACAUUUGGUCAGUGCAGACUUCCUUGAGCUGGAAGAUGCCAGCACGGCGAAAACUCUUGGGAUCCGUUGGCAAGCUACAUCCGAUAGUUUCUUUUUGUUCCAAUGGUGA